Molecule: messenger RNA, 623 nt
Organism: Anopheles maculipalpis
Lineage: Eukaryota; Metazoa; Arthropoda; Insecta; Diptera; Culicidae
Gene: mRpL32
Product: 39S ribosomal protein L32, mitochondrial
Exons: 3
Coding region: 1-615 (204 amino acids)
Biological process (GO): translation
Cellular component (GO): mitochondrial large ribosomal subunit
Molecular function (GO): structural constituent of ribosome
Source: RefSeq, a predicted model, not a curated record
AUGUCUCGCCUACUAACUCAGAUGGUCAAUACGCUACGAAUGCUGGAAAAUUACAUUUUCGGAGGGAAUGGAUUUCCACCAGGUAUGAAUGGCGCUCUCGCAAUGGUUUGCCAAACCGCACAUGCACCAGGAAUCGGCCAAAGUUCCGGUAAUGCGUUCUCACUGCGCGAUCUGAUCGGAGACGGUAUGCUUUGGGCAGUGCCGAAACAUCGUCGUACGCUGGAGAAACGGUACAAACGAAAGUAUGGUUCGCCCGAGUACAAAUUGAAAAUAUUAACACCCAAAAUUCAUCUUCGUUCGUGUGCGACGUGCGGAAGCGAUCAUGAAGUUGGUGUGCUUUGCCCGACAUGCUAUCAAAAGGUACGCAAAGAAACCGAACUGAUGCAGGAAAAGAUUCAAACCGAGCUCGGACUAGACCCGGUCGAUAAGGACGUGGUGGUACUAUACGAUCGGGAGCGCGAUGAACAGCCGGCCGAAUUUUGGCAGGGCAAACGGAUCGUCGAGAUGGAGAAACCGCGCCCGACAUGGUUUAGCAAAAAUUUGUUACAAAAAUCAACCCAAUCGUCCGCACCGGAACCGGACGAGCUGAAACCAGGUCACGAAAAGUUGGGCUAGGCACGGGU